Molecule: messenger RNA, 1998 nt
Organism: Bombina bombina (fire-bellied toad)
Lineage: Eukaryota; Metazoa; Chordata; Amphibia; Anura; Bombinatoridae
Gene: SGF29
Product: SAGA complex associated factor 29
Exons: 10
Coding region: 640-1521 (293 amino acids)
Cellular component (GO): SAGA complex
Source: RefSeq, a predicted model, not a curated record
CAUCAGGGGUGCAAGGUUAGCCAUCACUGUCCUAGGCCAUAUAAUUGUGGGUACAAAACACUCACCACAAAGCUAUUAAAGCUGAACUGAAUAAAAUUAAAAAUAGAGAUGGUGAGAGGCAAAACCUCAGUAUACAAGUGGGGACCUCAUCUUCUGUUACGUAUCCCUAUCUUAUUAUUUUUGUUCACCUCCCCCUCUCUCAUUGUCUUGAACAGAGCACUGGGCAUGUAAAUAAGGCACUAACUUUUAAAUACAGGGCAGCUGGCAACUCUGUGGUUUCUGGGUGCUACAGUAAUAAAUAGGGGUUUUAUGAAAAGCUUUGUUAGCACCCACACGUUUUAAGGCUUAGAACCAGCCUGAAUAAAUGUGUAAAGCAAAUGUAUUUGUUUACAUGGGCAGGCUAAAGAAGCCCUGCAAGUUCUACAUCAUUAUUACAUGUACGUCUUUCAUUUCUGAUCCUAACUGUAUUUAACUCCCACAAAUAUAUAGGUGAAGUCCACCUCAGUAGUCACCUGCAGUGAUAAAGAUGGAGGACUUGUGCUGAGGACUUGUGCUUCCGCUUCUCCUGAUUGGCUCAUUGGUGGAUUCCUGUGCAGGAGCUGUGAUGUCUUGCCCAAGUGAACUUUAAAAGAUUCAAAAAUGGCGCUAGUGUCUGCAGACUCCCGGAUAUCUGAACUGCUGAGUGAGUUGCAUCAGCUUAUCAAGCAGACACAGGAGGAGCGCUCGCGAAGUGAACACAACUUGGUAAAUAUACAGAAAACCCACGAGCGGAUGCAGACGGAGAACAAGAUCUCUCCAUAUUACCGCACCAAGCUCCGGGGUCUUUACACCACUGCAAAGGCAGAUGCUGAGGCAGAGUGCAACAUUUUGCGAAGGUCCCUUGAUAAAAUAGCUGAGAUCAAGGCCCUGCUGGAGGAGCGACGCAUUGCUGCCAAGAUUGCUGGGCUUUAUCAUGACUCUGAGCCCCCUAGAAAGACCAUGAGACGGGGAGUACUGAUGACUCUCUUGCAGCAGUCGGCUAUGACCCUGCCCUUGUGGAUAGGAAAACCUGGGGAAAAACCACCCCCUCUCUGUGGCGCAAUCCCGGCAUCCAGUGACUAUGUCGCCAAACCAGGAGAUAAAGUUGCUGCACGUGUUAAAGCUGUUGAUGGUGACGAGCAGUGGAUACUGGCUGAAGUAGUAAGCUACAGCCAUGCAGCAAACAAGUACGAAGUGGAUGAUAUUGAUGAAGAAGGCAAAGAGCGUCACACCCUUAGUCGUCGUAGGAUCAUUCCUUUGCCUCAAUGGAAAGCCAAUCCUGAAACUGACCCCGAGGCCCUCUUUCAAAAAGACCAACUGGUCCUCGCUCUGUAUCCUCAGACGACCUGCUUCUACCGCGCUCUGAUCCACACACCGCCACAACGGCCUCAGGAUGAUUACUCUGUGCUGUUUGAGGACACAUCUUAUGCGGACGGUUAUUCUCCCCCUUUAAAUGUGGCCCAGAGAUAUGUGGUCGCCUGCAAGGAACCCAAGAAGAAAUGAAAGGUGCCAUGAACAGGAAAAUAUCAAAGCCAGAAACUGUCAUGAACCUGCUUUGCACCUCGUGUGGUUAUUAACCUUCCAGACAAACCUAGUCUGCUGCUGCUGCUGCUGCUGCAUAGGGUUAAUAGUAAUUUAACCCCCUGGCUGCCAGUGCACAAUGUGUCAUCACCCGUCUCAGGCAGCCGGCACGUUAGAUAUGUUGCUAAUUUGCAGGUGUUUGUGUUGGAUCUGAAUUACCAUACCGUAAACGGCUGCUGGAAUCGCCUUUAUUUGCCAGAUUUGGACAGAAUGGUAAAAUGGUGGACAUAACUUUGUGUAACAUCCCCUUGAGGGGUUUUGUUAAAUAUUUUUUUUUAUCUCGUAUUAAGUUUACGUCGUGUUUACACCCACCCUAAACAAACAAGUGCUGGGACAUUCAUUGUACUUCACUGGACUGACACUUGGAACUGGAGUUAUUAAAAUCUUUAUUUUACACUU